CUGACGGGUGUCCACACGCUUUGGUGGUGUAUAAUGGACAGCAUGUUCGACCUGAAGAAGGACUGGGGCAUCUCGUUCGCAGGAUGCGGCUUCAUGGGGAUUUAUUAUGCCGGGAUCGCCAGCUGCAUCCUGGAGAGGUUCCCCCGCCUCCUGCAGGACGCCUCCAGGAUCUAUGGCGCGUCUGCAGGGGCUCUUAUGGCUGCUGUGGUCACUCUAGGAAUCCCCAUUGACCAGUGCUGUGCUGACCUGAUGCGCAUGGCCAGAGAGGCCCGCAGGCACAGCCUGGGCCCGCUGCACCCGGCCUACGACCUGCUGCAGCUGGUCAAGGAGUCCCUGCUGGACAAGCUUCCGGAGGACGCUCACCUGCGGGCCUCAGGCAGGCUGUGCGUGUCCCUGACCCGCGUGUCCGACGGGAGGAACAUCCUGGUCUCCCAGUUUGAGAGCAGAGACGAGCUCAUCCAGGCCCUGAUUUGCAGCUGCUUCGUGCCCCUCUACUGCGGCGUUAUCCCCCCCACCUACCGCGGAGUGCGCUAUGUGGACGGCGCUGUGAGCGACAACCUGCCCGGCCGUCAUGUGGGGAACACCCUGGCCGUGUCCCCGUACGCCGGGGAGAGUGACCUGUGCCCCCGGGCCAGCACGCCCAGCUUCCACCAGGUCAACUUCAACAACGUCAGCAUCCAGGUCAACUCAGAGAACCUGUACCGGGUGACCAGCACCUUCUUCCCGCCGGACGCUGAGGCCAUGGCCAGAAUCUGCCAGGGCGGAUACCUGGAUGCUCUGCGCUUCUUGCGAGAAAACAAUCUGAUCGGCGCUGAGGGCUCUCUGAGGGGGCUGGGGGGUGAUGCCACCGGCCGCGUGUGUUGCGACCAGCUCAAUGAGUCAGGUGCAGCCACGCAGUCCAGCGGGGGGGCAGAGCCGCAGGGACUAAAGCAGGCGCCGGCUGACCACUGGUGGUUGGAUCCAAAACUCAUAGAAAACCUUCCAGUCAGCAUUCAAAGGGUCCUAUGUCAGGCCUGUCGGGACACGCACAGAGCUGCUGGCCUGCUGACCCGCAUGACGGACUGCUUGCCAAAGAGCGUGGCUUCGUAUCUGCCCUUUGAGUCGGCGUGGUCACUGGCCCAGAGGGUAAAGAGAUGGAUUCCAGAUGUCCCCGCAGACUUUAAUCGGCUCUUCAGCAUGGUUAGAGACGAGCCGGCUCUGAGCAGCCAGGUGGAGGACAACAUCAGCCAUCCACCUCUGCGCAGAUGCACCAGCCUGCCCUCAGACCUGAACCAGCGGGCUGAGGCACAAUAGAACCAGCCCAGAGGAAACCCCGUGCCUGGAGCCACAGCUGGACCGGGCGGCCCGCUGUGGCCCUGCUGAAGUCCAGCUGCAGGCAGCUGCCGGCCGGCUGUGUGAGGAGCGAGC
Menidia menidia (Atlantic silverside) is the source of this 1407-nucleotide messenger RNA. The record is from the annotation of a GenBank genome assembly. Lineage: Eukaryota; Metazoa; Chordata; Actinopteri; Atheriniformes; Atherinopsidae.